AACUGAAUAUACACAUUUUAUGGAUAAAACAAACCUCGAAAAAUUUUUGAGUAAAUUACGGUAAAUUUAGUUAUUAAGAUUAAGAAGUAAAACCUAAUAAAAUGCAGUAAUUUUUUCCGUUUACUGCCACGGUUUCCUCUCUCUUCUUGAUCUCCAACCCCUCAAUAGUUGCACCAGACGCAGAUUUCCAACACGUUGCCCUACCCUCCUCCCUGAAAGAGAUUAUGGAAGGCAAAAUAGGGUUUUUAUUUCUGAUUUUGUUGGGUGCUGUUUGGGCUUGUGAUGCAAGAGAGUUUGCAAAUCCUGAAUUAAACAGAAAACCAGAUGCGUGUUCAAUUUGUGAGGAAUAUACUACUGAGAUUCUUGAUUAUCUAAAGGAUAACAAGACUCAGGCAAAGAUCAUUGAUGACCUUCAUAAUACUUGCCAUCAGCUUCCGGCUUUCAGCGAGCAGUGCUUUGAAUUGGUGGACCAUCAUGUUCAACUUUUCUUCUCAAAAAUAGCUCGAAUGAUGCCUGCAGAACUCUGUGAAAAGUACCACCUUUGUGAGUCUGCAACGAUUUCUUCACAGGUUCAUGGAAAUAGUUGUGGCUUUUGUAAAGAUACUGUUGCAGAAUUAUUAGUUGAGUUGAAUGAUCCUGAAACUAAGCUAGAGAUAAUUCAGAAACUACUGAAGGCAUGCAACAAUAUGGAGAAGUAUAAGAAGGAGUGCAAGAGGAUGGUUUUCGAGUAUGGACCAUUGAUUCUAGUCAAUGCAGAGAAGUACCUGAAGAAAGCAGAUAUAUGCACUACACUACAUGCCUGCCCUUCUUCCACUAUUGUUAGCCAGGAAGCUACAGUCACAGAAGAAACAGCAUUGUUUUCUGACUCUUAAACAUGGAAAACUACAUAGUGCAAAAGGCUUUAAUUUUUAAUGCUACUAGUACUAUAUAUGUACAUUAAAAAUCCAUGUGAUUGAACCUGAAUGUGCCCUUUUGCUGAAAAAUAUUUACUCUCACUGAUUGUCUAAGAUUGUAAUUCUGGAAUGCCAACUUGAUACUCUAUAUAUUUGUUCAAUUGUGAGAGUAUGGAAAUUGUUUCUAGUUUGAAA
Molecule: messenger RNA, 1088 nt
Organism: Medicago truncatula (barrel medic)
Lineage: Eukaryota; Viridiplantae; Streptophyta; Magnoliopsida; Fabales; Fabaceae
Product: prosaposin
Exons: 6
Coding region: 225-872 (215 amino acids)
Biological process (GO): sphingolipid metabolic process
Cellular component (GO): lysosome
Source: RefSeq, a predicted model, not a curated record